Molecule: messenger RNA, 639 nt
Organism: Diaporthe amygdali
Lineage: Eukaryota; Fungi; Ascomycota; Sordariomycetes; Diaporthales; Diaporthaceae
Exons: 2
Coding region: 1-639 (212 amino acids)
Source: RefSeq, a predicted model, not a curated record
AUGAAGCAGAACACGAAGCUUUUCUUCUCUAUUGUGGCGCUUGGCCAAACGCUUGGUGUUAUGGCUGACGUCACACUCGACUGCUACUCCUUCGAUGCCGUUGCUGAGGUGUCGUUAGCAUUCAACACUCCUAGUGCUUGCUCUUCCCAUUGUGCGGACGCGGGACACUCUGUCUUUGCAGCACGAGGAGAGGGCUGCUUUUGCCUCGACACCCUACCUUCGAACGACAAAAAAGUAGACGCGUCUAAGUGCAAUGAAGCUUGCCCAGGCUACGCGCUCGAAACAUGUGGUGGCGCACCUGGAUACUAUUCUGUAGGCACCAUCGACGACUUAGGCUCCGAUUCAUCUAGCACAGGGUCUUCAUCAGCCACCAUAACUGGAACGUCUACGACAGCGAGCGUCAGUGGCGGUACUGCAUCUACCCCCUCGACAACUACUUCCGCUACAGCUAUCGCCAGCUCGUCAACCACGCCUUCAAACAAUACUGUCACAGUCACGCCUUCCUCGUCCUCCAGUAGCUCCGGUUCAGCAUCUCCCACCGCCGAAAUUAGCGGUGCGGACGCUUUCAUCUUCAGGAAGGGUGCCACUGUGCUUGCAUCUGUUGUUUCCGCCGUAGCUGCACUCGUCGCUCUUGUCUAG